AUGGGUGCUACUGAUAUGUCCUCCUCUCCUGUCUCUCUUGAACAGCUUCAAGAUCUUAUGCCUUUCGAUGAGUGUAUAAGCAGCAACCAUGCAGCGUUCCUAAAAGGAAGAAGUCUAGGAGAAAACGUGCUACUCUCGUCUGAGCUCAUAAGAGAUUACACAAAGUCUACGUGUCAAAGGAGCUCAAUGCUUAAAGUUGAUAUAAGGAAGGCAUUCGACACGGUUUGCUGGGAUUUUGUGAUGAAAGUGAUGGAAGCCCAGAAUUUUCCUCCUUUGUUCAGAACUUGGGUUAAAGAGUGUAUCACUUCACCUCGAUACUCGAUGUCUAUAAAUGGAGAGCUUGUGAGUUUUUUCAGGGGAAAAAAGGGCCUACGACAAGGUGAUGGUAUCUCUCCGUACUUGUUCAUUAUGGUGAUGGAAGUCCUAUCAAAAAUCUUAGAAAAGGCGGUUGAAGAUGGCAAAAUCAGACACUCCUUGACGGGUAUUUCUUCGGUAAUGGAUGACUUCAAGAGGAUAAGUGGUCUUGAAAUGAAUCCUGCCAAAUCAGAAAUAUUUUUUGGUGGUUAUGCUGAUAUCGAAGCAUCAGUACUAAGUGAUCUAUCUGGAUUCAAGCUUGGUACAUUCCCAACAAGGCAUCUGGGUCUCCCACUGAAACCAGGACUCCGCCUGUCUCUUGCAACUCUGCAGCCUCUCAUUGACAAAAUUAUCGGAAAGAUCAGGCUUAUAGCAUCUCAAAUCUAUGGACUUGUUAACUUCUGGAGUGCGGUUUUUGUUCUCCCUAAAGCCUUCUAUGCAAAGAUUGAUUCUAUAUGUGUUGGCUUUCUAUGGAGGAAUAAUACGGAAUCAGCAAGAGGGUCUCGUGUUGCUUGGAAUGAUAUAUGCAAACCCAAGAGUGAGGGGGGUCUUGGUAUCAGAUUGUUGGAGGAUUUUGAAACUGUUUUCAGGCUGAAACGAGAAUCAGGUCAUCAGUCUGCAACAAUUCGAAGUAUGCUCCAAUUAAGACCAGUUUUAAAAGAGUAUAUGUACUGCAAUAUUGGAAAUGGAGAGAAUGCUGCUUUCUGGUUCGAUAAUUGGACCAUUAUUGGACCGUUACUUGAAUUUGCAGGACAAGGAGGCCCGAGAGCAAUGAGAGUUAAAAAGGAAGCUAAAGUAAUUGAUGCCACACGUCAAGGGUCCUGGUUUUUGCCUCCGGCUCGUUCGGAUCAACAUCAUAUGAUUCAGGCUGAGAUAACUACCAUACAACCGCCAAAUGCUUCUCAUGGCUCAGAUCAAUUUCUUUGGCGUAAAUCAGAUGGGACUUUUGGUCCGGUUUUCUCUUCUAAGGUCACGUGGGAGUACCUCCGUUAUAUCCCUAGGAACUCAUUUAUGGCUUUGUUAGCUCUAUUAAGGAGGAUGCCAACAAGAGAUAGGCUACGUCGUUGGGGUAUGGACGUACCUUCAGUCUGUGUACUCUGUUCUACCAGCAGUGAAACACAUCACCAUCUUUUCUUUGAGUGUGAAUAUUCUUCUACUCUAUGGCAAGCUUUUGCGUCUCAAAUCUGGACCAACCCGCCUAAUGAUUUGCAUUCAGCAGCAUCAUGGAUUCUCCAACUGUCUCGGCAGUCUAAUGCCAAUGUCAUCCGCUUAAUCAAGCAUAUAUUUCAGGCCUCUAUCUACCUGUUAUGGAAAGAGAGGAAUGCUCGUAUCUUCACAGCGGUCUCUACUACACCACGCAUCAUCCAUCACGCCCUUGACCGGCUUCUUCGGGAUCGCCUUCUCUCUAUCAAGGCUGCUCCUCCACCUGCUCAAUCACCCCUCCAAUUCUAUCUCUCCAUCUACCGGCCUCCUUGA
Messenger RNA from Brassica napus (rape), 1830 nucleotides. RefSeq lists its product as uncharacterized. The record is from RefSeq and is a predicted model, not a curated record. Lineage: Eukaryota; Viridiplantae; Streptophyta; Magnoliopsida; Brassicales; Brassicaceae. The transcript has 6 exons. The coding region runs from base 1 to 1830 and encodes 609 amino acids.